Messenger RNA from Equus quagga, 6664 nucleotides. It is a transcript of the gene ADGRG6, whose product is annotated as adhesion G protein-coupled receptor G6. Bases 227 to 3979 code for a protein of 1250 amino acids. Gene Ontology annotation, molecular function: G protein-coupled receptor activity; laminin binding. The record is from RefSeq and is a predicted model, not a curated record. Gene Ontology annotation, cellular component: membrane. The transcript is spliced from 25 exons. Lineage: Eukaryota; Metazoa; Chordata; Mammalia; Perissodactyla; Equidae. Gene Ontology annotation, biological process: heart trabecula formation; cell surface receptor signaling pathway; adenylate cyclase-activating G protein-coupled receptor signaling pathway.
UCGGCAGGAGGGACCUGCCGCCGCGGUCGGCGCGGGAGCCCCGGCGCGGCCCCCCACCUUGCGCCGCCCCGCGCGGGCGGAGCGGCCCCGAGCGCUGAUGAACAAUCCAGAAAGAGCGUGAGGGCAGGUCCGCCCGCGGCGCGCCGGGCUCCCAGGGGAGCCGCAGAGCCCGAGGACGUGGAGAUGAUCGCGCGGCCCCAGAGGACCCCUGCGCAGUAAUGCCAGCAUGAUGCUACCCUCAGGCCGAAUGUGGAGCUGUCACUGGAAAUGGAAGCCAAGUUCUCUUUUGUUCUUCUUUGCUUUAUAUAUCGUCUGUGUUCCUCACUCAGUGUGGGGAUGUGCCAGCUGCAGGCUUAUCCUCUCCAACCCUUCUGGGGCCUUCACUUCUCCCUGCUACCCUAACGACUACCCUAACAGCCAGGCUUGCAUGUGGACCCUCCGAGCCCCCACCGGCUAUAUCAUUCAGAUAACGUUUAAUGACUUUGACAUCGAAGAAGCUCCCAAUUGCAUUUAUGAUGCAUUAUCCCUUGAUAAUGGAGAGAGCCAGACUAAAUUUUGUGGAGCAACUGCCAAAGGCCUGUCAUUUAACUCAAGUGCGAAUGAGAUGCAUGUGUCCUUUUCAAGUGACUUCAGCAUCCAGAAGAAAGGUUUCAAUGCCAGCUACAUCAGAGUUGCCGUGUCCUUAAGGAAUCAAAAGGUCGUUUUACCCCUGACACUAGAUGCUCACCAGGUGUCUGUCGCAAAAAGCGUCUCUAUUCCAGAGCUCAGCGCUUUCACACUCUGUUUUGAAGCAACCAAAAUUGGCAAGGAAGACACUGAAUGGAUAGCUUUCUCCUACUCAAAUGCAUCCUUCACACAAUUGCUCAGUUUUGGAAAGGCCAAGGAUGGCUAUUUUCUAUCUGUUUCUGACUCAAGAUGCUUCCUGAGCAACGUGUUACCUGUAAAGGAUAAAGAAGACAUUUUCACAGAAAGCUUCGAGCAGCUCUGCGUCGUUUGGGAUAAUUCUCUGGGCUCCGUUGGUGUAAAUUUCAAAAGAAACUAUGAAGCUGUUCCCUGCGAUUCUACCAUUAGUAAAGUUAUUCCAGGGAAUGGGAGAUUGCUGUUGGGCUCCGAUCAAAGUGAAAUUGCCUCUCUAAAAGGGGACAUUUAUAACUUUCGACUUUGGAAUUUUACCAUGAAUUCCAAAACCCUGGCCAACCUCAGCUGCAGUGUGAAAGGGAAUGUGGUCGACUGGCAGAAUGACUUCUGGAACAUCCCAACCGUAGCUCUGAAGGCUGAGAGCAACCUAAGCUGUGGUUCCUACCUGAUCCCGCUCCCAGCAGCAGAACUGGCCAGCUGUGCAGACCUGGGGACCCUCUGCAGAGCUACUGUAAACUCUCCUUGUACUACACCACCCACUGUCACCACUAACAUGCCUGUUACUAAUAGAAUCGGUAAACAAAGCAAUGAUGGAAUUGCCUAUAGAAUUUCCAUAGUGAUUCAAAACGUACUUCGUCACCCAGAGGUCAAAGUACAGAGCAAGGUGGCAGAAUGGCUCAAUUCAACCUUCCAAAAUUGGAACUACACUGUUUAUGUGGUUAAUAUCAGUUUUCACCUGAGCACGGGAGAGGACAAGAUUAAAGUCAAGAGAAGCCUUGUGAUUGAUCAAAGGUUCGUGAUUUGGGCACUUCUAAUUUACAAUGCAACCAACAACCCCAGUUUAGAAGGAGGAGUCAUUCAGCAGAAGCUCUUAAAAAACAACGAGUCCCUGGACGAGGGGUUGAGGCUGUACACGGUGAAUGUGAGGCAGCUGGGUAUAUGUGUUGGUGAGGAGAACCCCAAAGGCUAUCAGUGGCCGACCAUCUCCCCUUCGGAAUACAAGCAUCCCUGUCUAGAGAAGCAGGGGUUUUAUGCCUCACGGACAUGUCAUCCUGCCCCUGACAGCACCUCUUCAGCCUACUGGGGGACCCCUGACCUCUCCAAUUGUUCAAAGGAGGCAAAUGAAGUUGCCAAUCAGAUUUUAAAUUUAACUGGUGAUGGGCAGACCUUAAACUCAGCCAAUAUCACCAGCAUUGUGGAACAGGUCAGGAGGAUUGUAAAUAAAGAAGAAAACAUUGAUAUAACGCUUGGCUCGACUUUAAUGAAUAUAUUUUCUAAUAUCUUAACCAGUCCAGACAGUGACUUGCUCGAGUCUUCUUCUGAAGCUUUAAAAACAAUUGAUGAAUUGGCCUUCAAGAUAGACCUAAGCAGCACAUCACAUGUGAAUAUCACAACGCGGAAUUUGGCUCUUGGAGUGUCAUCCCUGUCCCCAGGGACCAAUGAAAUUUUGAAUUUUAGCAUUGGUCUUCCAAGCAAUAAUGAAUCCUAUUUCCAGGUGGAUUUUGCGAGUGAACAGAUGGAUCCAUUGGCUUCUGUAAUGUUGCCUCCAAACUUACUUGAGAAUUUAAGUCAAGAAGAUUCUGUGUUAGUUAAAAGAGUACAGUUUACUUUCUUCAAUAAAACUGGACUUUUUCAGGAUGUGGAAACCAAGAAAGGCACCUUAGUGAGUUAUGUAAUGGCAUGCAGUAUUGGAAACAUUACUAUCCAGGGUCUGAAGGAUCCUGUUCGAAUUAAAAUCAAGCAUGCGAGAAGCCAGGCUGUGCAUCAUCCCGUCUGUGCCUUCUGGGAUCUGGACAAUGGUGAAGCUUCUGGAUUUUGGAACACAUCAGGAUGUGAUACACAAGGACAUUCAGAUGCAAGCGAGACAGUCUGCCUCUGUAACCACCUCACACACUUCGGAGUUCUGAUGGACCUUCAAGGAACCGCCUCACGGAUGGAUGCAAGAAACACCAGAAUUCUCACCUUCCUCACCUAUAUUGGGUGCGGAAUAUCUGCUAUCUUUUCAGCAACUACGCUCCUGACGUAUGUUGCUUUUGAAAAAUUGCGAAGGGAUUAUCCCUCCAAAAUCUUGAUGAACCUAAGUACGGCCCUGCUGUUCCUGAAUCUCAUCUUCCUCUUGGACGGCUGGAUCACCUCGUUUCACGUAGAUGGUCUUUGCACGGCAGUGGCUGCCCUGCUGCAUUUCUUCCUUCUGGCAACCUUUACCUGGAUGGGGCUGGAAGCAAUUCACAUGUACAUUGCUCUUGUGAAAGUAUUUAACACUUACAUCCGCCGAUACAUACUGAAAUUCUGCAUCAUUGGCUGGGGUUUGCCUGCCUUGGUCGUGUCAAUUGUUCUAGCAAGCAGAAAGCAAAAUGAAGUCUAUGGAAAAGAAAGUUAUGGAAAAGAACAAGGUGACGAAUUCUGUUGGAUUCAGGAUCCAGUCGUGUUUUAUGUGACCUGUGCCGGGUAUUUUGGAGUCAUGUUUUUCCUGAAUUUCGCCAUGUUCAUCGUGGUGGUGGUGCAGAUCUGUGGCAGGAACGGCAAGAGAAGCAACCGCACGCUGCGCGAAGAGGUCUUAAGGAACCUGCGCAGUGUGGUCAGCCUGACGUUUCUGCUGGGCAUGACGUGGGGUUUUGCUUUCUUCGCCUGGGGACCCUUAAAUGUCGCUUUCAUGUACCUCUUCUCCAUCUUCAAUUCAUUACAAGGCUUGUUUAUAUUUGUCUUCCACUGCGCCAUGAAGGAGAAUGUCCAGAAGCAGUGGAGGCGGCAUCUCUGCUGCGGGAGGUUUCGGUUAGCGGACAACUCAGACUGGAGUAAGACAGCUACCAAUAUCAUCAAGAAGAGUUCUGACAAUCUCGGAAAAUCUUUGUCCUCAAGUUCCAUUGGUUCCAACUCCACCUACCUUACAUCCAAAUCGAAGUCCAGCUCCACAACCUACUUCAAGAGGAACAGCCACACUGACAGUGCUUCCACGGACAAGCCCUCCUCCAAGCUGACCCAUGCUGACGGAGAGCAGACGUCAAUCAUUCCUGUCCAUCAAGUCCUUGAUAAGGUCAAGGGUUAUUGCAAUGCUCAUUCAGACAACUUCUAUAAAAAUAUUAUCAUGUCAGACUCCUUCAGCCACAGCACAAAGUUUUAACGUCUGUAAUAUAAGAAAGAGGACUCAGUCUGCAGAAAUGUGAAGAUCUGCACGCAGUGAAAACCGUGACUAGCAGAUGUAAACGUGCAAUUGUCUAAGUAACUGCAUAUAUGUGAGGACUGUAUUUCGUUAAGAAGCCUUUUGUGAAAUUCAGACUCUGUCUUUUGAGUGUAUUUCUGCCACAGGGGAGUUUCCAUCAUCACCAAAACUUCAGUUCUGAGAGAAACAUGACUCAGUACCCAUAGGGGAUGUGAUUUUUUUAAAUAUAUAAUUGAACCAGGCUAAUCAGACCUCGGGGACAUUAAAGGAGUGAUGGGAGAGGCAGAGCUGGGGAGGAGCCCUGGUUCAGAGCUCACGCACACCCUACCUGAUAGUUAGGUUUGGAUGUGGCCAUUAGCUACAUUGUCUUUCUCAACACUCAGAAGCGUCCGGAUAUUUCUUACUAUUCUGGACGCCCACAGUCCCAUCUCAGUGCUAGUUUCUCUGAAAGCAGUAGCACUUCCUCUUUUUCAGUGAAAUUUCAACCACAGAUACAAAAGAAUGUUUAAUGUCUGACUCAAGGCUUAGAAAGGAAUUUUUCUGCUUAUACCAAACAUUUAACCUUCGAGACCCUAACAUGCUUAAGAAAGAAAGGAUUCCCCAAAUUUUGACCUAGUUAAUAUGAGGGCGUGUAAAUUUCUUUUUCACUUAUCCUGUUCGUCACCCAAGGCUUGAGCGUCAUCAUCGUUAUAACCCCAUGUAUCUGAAUCACGUCAGUGCUGGCGUUCCGUGAGCAUGGGUCUCACAGCAGUGCUUGAAGGACAAAUCCCCUCCACCUUUGCUUUCGCUCCUCUGCUGUGUCUUGAGUCCAUGGCUCAUGGGAGGAAUGAGAAUUGCCAUGAGGCAUGCUGUGUACCAUAGUCUCUCCCUUUUAGGAAAUACAACCAUUGAGGCUCCGUGGUCCUGUCCUUGCUCUAGAGACUUGAAGACAUUUCCACUUGCGUAAAUAAAAAGCCUCUUAUUUCCUCCUUCAGGAGUUUUGUCCCAAGGAAUAGAAACUGGGACAUGUGGGUGACUUAUCAUAAUCAAACUAAUUUAUAAACAUGUGGGUCUACAACUGCUAGUCUAAAAACCAUCUGUACAUAAGUCCUCUGAUUAUAAGAGCCAGAGGAGAUCUGGCAAGGUAGAUGGUGUGUUAUUUAUGGGUUAGGUUUCUGCCUACAAGCCAUGCAUAAUAUUGAGCAACUUACCCAACUUUCAAACUAUCCUGAGUAAUACGCUUGCUAGUGAAUGUGUAGGAGAUUACAUUUUAAUUGUUCUUAAAUGAUGGAGCCAUUUCCAGUGUCUUAGAAAUUGGUCUCAGCACAUGCUGUACCUGUCCAUCUGCUCCAGCUUAUCUGGGAAGUGUUGGGGUCUGGGAGGUAGUGGCCUGUGAUGAGGAGAUGAGAAUUCUGGCAGAGCCAGUCUGCUGAAACACAGAAGCCAGAACUGAGCCACUGGGGGCCUUUCUCUGGGCACAGAGCAGGUAGCCCUUGGUCUAAGAUGCAGGACAGCUUUCAGGCUAUGCAGCAACCAAAGGGCUUCUCACCUUUUGCUGAUCUUCCAUCAUGAAGCAAUUUGCAGACUUGAAUGGAUGGUAAGAUGAUGUGGUGGUGGGUUUUUAUUACGGUUCCAUUUUGCAGCAGCCUGGAACACUGGCCUGGGAGAGAUGAGCAUGCCCACCUUGGCCUUCACGGGCGAGGGGUGUGGAUCAUAGGAAAGGAGAGUAAUAACGUCACUAGAUUCGCUCCAGGAGAGCCAGGUCCUUUCUGUAGGUGAUAGAACAGGCUGCUUAUUCUGGCAGAGGUGACAUACAGAUGAAAAUUCACCUUCAGUAGUCACUGAACCUUCAUAUGCUUCCUCGCAAGCCUUAGAGAUUCAUGGUAGAAUUUAAUUAGCUUUCUACUGUGAGAUUUCUAUGCAAAGUGCUUAUUUAGUUUUUAGUAAUUUAAGAGAGAGCUUCAAAAAUGGCUUUGAUUUCUACUCAUGUUCAUCCAGAUCUGGGAAAACACUUUUUUUUCAUAUUUGACAAUAACGUCAGCUCCACUUUAGAAAAAUGAAGAACCAGCUGAACAGAAGCCUUUGCAAUGGAUGUCGAAGGCCCAUCUUUCUGAGGGCCCAGCGCUCAGCAGGCGGUCCUCCCCUGCGCUGGCCCUCAGAACAAAGGGACAGGAAUUCAGCUGUGGAGCCAAAAUUUAGUUUAGCCUAACUUUGAGAAUAACAUCAAUUCAGAAUCUGGGUUUUUUCUUCUUCUUCUUUUUCCUCUUUUUAGACUAUAUUUUGUUAGAGGCUUAGUCUAGGCUCCUGAGCUAUUUUCCAGUCUUGUCACCAUUACUUGCUUUGUAAAGCUUUUCUUUGUUGUCGGCAUAGACUCUUUUGUACAUAUUUAUUUAUUUGUGUUUAUAAAUGUCAGCUUGUUUCAUAUCUUAGCUUUAAAUUGCCUGGCUUGUUAUUUUAAUUAACUUUCUGUUGGAGAGUCUGUAUAUAUUUUUUUCUAAAUACUUGGUGAAAUGUUUUUCUGUAGCAGUAUCUUUGAAUAUGAUGAAUAAAAGUGACUGUGAGUGUGAAUUAGAAUUAGUAGUAAGAGCUACUACAGCUGAUUUGCCAUUUUACUUAAAUGGAAAAUGUUUUUCAAAUAAAUACUUAUGUUGUUCGUGUUCCAAAUUA